This is a messenger RNA of Endocarpon pusillum Z07020, 2328 nucleotides long. RefSeq lists its product as uncharacterized. NCBI's taxonomy places the organism in Eukaryota, Fungi, Ascomycota, Eurotiomycetes, Verrucariales, Verrucariaceae. The transcript is spliced from 2 exons. Bases 1 to 2328 code for a protein of 775 amino acids. Gene Ontology annotation, molecular function: protein binding. The record is from RefSeq and is a predicted model, not a curated record.
AUGACCGCCUCGAUGAGCAAACGUCAACUUGCUCGCAAUGAGCGAGAUUUGCAAGAUCUUGUUGUUUCAGUGCCGGGCAAUGAUCGAUGCGCCGACUGCCAGGCGCGCAAUCCAGGUAGUCUUAUCCUCUCUGGCUUGCUAGCUGAAGCUGACUCAAACAAAAGGAUGGGCCAGCUGGAGCGUGAGUCCCAAUUCCCUCAAAGUCGACCAUCCUCCACCUUGAUUGCUGAGAGCGAAGCAACGUGGUUGCGAAGAGUUGGGUAUAUUCCUCUGUAUGCGCUGUGCCGCGUUACACCGGAAGCUGGGUACGCACAUCUCCAAGGUCAAAUCUCUAAGCAUGGACACAUGGUCGACAGACCAAGUCGAGGUAUUCACUCAAAGCACACCGCAGGUGUUCCGACGCUUACACAGUCCCGGCAGAAUAUGAGACAGAAUGGCAAUGCAUCGGUCAACAAGACUUACAAUCCCAAGAAUACCAAACCCGGAAUACCAUUGGAUGUUAACGAGGUGGACAUGGCUAUGGAAAGAUUUAUCCGGCAGAAGUAUCAGGAAAGGAGUUUGGCAGAUGGCAAACCACAACCCCCAAGCCGGGAUGAGAUCAGUGUACCAGCGAGAUCACCGCAGCCAUCCCCUACGCCUUCAAUCCACAUUCAACCUCAAAAGAGAGGCAAGAUCUUUGGCUUCAAAUUACGUGCCUCUUCCUCUGCAUACCCGACCUCGAAACGUGAUACAAGAAACCUACCACCCCUUGAACCGACGAUUGAAAAUGCAUUUCGUAGCGAAGUGCACUCCAACAAGCCAUCCAAACCAAGGGUCAGCGGUGACAGUGAGAAGGACAAAGCCACCGAGGACAAGCUUGCCGCUUUGCGUGAGAUGGGAUUCCCAGAUGACAGGAGGAAUGCUGCUGUCUUGAAUCGUCUGAGUGGAGACUUGACUCGGACGGUUGAGUCCUUGGUCAGGUUAGGAGAAGGAGGACCUGAUUCACGAAAAACCACUCCAGCUGGAUCCAGAACUAACACGCCCUUAAGAGCCACAUUUCCAGACAACGCACAAAGUCAAGUCUCAACUGAACCACGCACUUCAAACAAUCCAUUCGACCCGCCAGCUCGCGCGGAUACACUGGCCGUGCCACAGGCGCAAGGACAACAAGCAGCAUCCUACAAUCCAUUCGACGUGCAGAAUGGACCGCGUAGCGCUUUCCAGCCAAUGGACCAGGCUUUUCAAGCUAUGCAAAUAUCUCAGCCCCUGUUCCCACACAGCACCGGAGGUUAUCCCGUUCAGCAGCCUCCCACACAAGAUCCGCGAUUUCAGCACUCCAUGACACCACCUGUCCCUCAUGCGUCCCAGCAGUAUGGAUAUACGUCGUCACCAUCUACCAUGUACAACACCAAUCCGUUCCUGCAACCAAUUCAGCAACAGAAUACUGGCGUAUAUGAUUCUUGCGUGCCCUCGCAGCAGAAGGGGCCAUAUUCGGCACCUGCCACGAAUCCUUUUUUCAGCCAGCAAUCUUCGUACGAGGCAGCUCCAACACCACCACCACCAUCGGCUCCUUUACAACCACAAAGGAGUUUCUCUAACCCAUUUGGCAUUCCACCUUCCCCUCAGAAUGCGCCUUUGCAACAGCAGCAAUACCCCACCCCUGUUGACCACCAACAGACAUUUCCUCCGUCUAAUGCUAUGCAACAACCUUUCUAUCAGCAACAAAGUCCACAGUCUCAUAUCCAACCUCCUUCUCAAAACUCAAUACCAUCCCAGCAACCACAAGUGCCUUCCCAGUAUUCACCUAAUCCUUAUCAGCCUCAGUUUCAAUCUCCAAUGUCGCCGCAUUUCCAUCAACAACCGUCUCCGUUGCGGCCACAACAGACUGGUCGCAUUGAUAAAAAGUCAAUUCUCGCCUUAUAUGAUUAUCCUCAUCUCGCACCCCAACCGAUGCCCGCUACACCAGACAAUACUACUCUGAUGGCCGGGACAGUAGCUUUGAAUCCGUUCUCAGUUACAGCUCCGCAAAAUCCAAACCAAGAACCUUUCACCAAGAAUGCCGCUACACCGGCAAGGAGAAGCGCAACCAUGCCUACCUCCAGUACGUCCAUGUCCCUCUCAACGGCGGGCGCAGGGAGCAACAACCCCUUUCUGAGCGGCAGUAACGACAUCAGCCGGCAGAGCAGCGCUGUCCCUUCCCCAGCUAUAGCACACGCCCCACCCGUGGCAUCAAACAGUAUCAUGCACCGGCAUGCAAGCCAAGAGAGCGUCAGCCUCGCCAAUCUGGAGAGUGGCAGGCAUUCACCGGACGCUUUCGCUAAUCUGAGCGCGAGGUUCGUGAGGGGUUAA